AUGUCUGCCCAGGAAGAGAACAUCCCCGUCCAGGACGAGUCGGUCCAGGAGUCCAACGUCGAUGCCCAGGCUGAGGACGAGGUGGUCUCGAGCGGUUCCGAGCAGAAGCAGCUCAACGCCGAGGCUUCCGAGCUCGACGAGUCGAACAUCAUCGACGAUUCGCCCGGUGUCUCGACGCGCGGCGCCAAGGUCGACGCUCUCAAGCAGGAGCGCGAGAUCGACCAGGCCGUCGGCGCUGCCGAGGAGGCUGACGAGCAGGCUUAG
Kalmanozyma brasiliensis GHG001 is the source of this 264-nucleotide messenger RNA. RefSeq lists its product as uncharacterized. The transcript has 2 exons. Bases 1 to 264 code for a protein of 87 amino acids. NCBI's taxonomy places the organism in Eukaryota, Fungi, Basidiomycota, Ustilaginomycetes, Ustilaginales. The record is from RefSeq and is a predicted model, not a curated record.